GGAAGAUUAUAUUUCGUGAAUGCCUCCAGCAUUCACAAAAUAUAUUCUUCUUCAAUUUCCUUCAACUGCACUUUUUCACCUAUUCCAUUCACAUUAUAAAAUGUAAGGCUUGAAUUGGAACCGACGGCUUCUACUUAAAAAUAAAAUACAGGGGUUCAAGGCUAACAUUUUCAACUGGUGGCACUUUUGGCACUCACUUUUGAAUUUGGCGGCACCCUAACAUAUUUGGUUGCACCCUUUACAUUAGAUGUGAAGACUACUGUUACUUAUCAUACUGAUAAGUCUGCCCAUCAUACUAUUAGCACUAUAAUUUAUCAUUCUAUCUCAACUACUGGGAUUUAUGAUAUUAAUCCUACAUCGUCUACCUGUAAUACCAAUACUUCAACAUACUGUUAGACCUAUGAUCAAACUAUCACUUUUUUAACCAUUUUACGUUAAAAAGAUGUUUAUAAUAUGCUUACUCCAUUUAGACUUCAUCUUUUGAUAUGUUUGCUCCUCUGUUCUUCUCAAGGUCAAACGAUUCAUUAAGAAGGUAUUCAAUUUGGCAAUUACAGUACACAUGAUUUCCAUAAUACAAACUAAAUUAAGAAGCUUACUAAUUUAACCCCUAACGCUAACUUUUAAAGUGAUUUAUUGAAAUACUAGCUGUCGGUCCCAGUUUUGUAUAAGUGUAUGGAUGGGAUUGAUGGAUCGAUUUUUGGAUGGGUGGAGAGAAUAAUAGAUUGACAGGUCGAUCGAUAUAUUGAUAGAUAGCUAGAUAAAUAGAUAGUAGUCUGUCAUCCCUUCAACAAGUCCCUCCUUGAACCUCAACUCACGCUAGCAUCUUGUAGGGAAACAUGCAAAUCCCUGCAAAUUUAUGAGCAUUGCUUUGUUUAGCAAGCAGAAUGUUCUGAGAGUAAAAGCUCAGACAUGUGUUAUGCAGUCAGCCAUUCUACAACACGUCCAAGGAUCGGAAUUUAUUAAUAACAAGCUGAUAGAAGGCAAAUUCCUCACAAACAGGUAGAACCAACACCUUUGGUAACCAAACAAAAUGGUUAUUAAUUAUUAAUGGAUUACAUAUAUAGUGAUAUAAUUUAUAUCUAGAUUUGUGCGAUGGUAGUGCAUGUACAGGCCAUUGCAGUCAAUUGCUAUGCUCAAUGUGCAACAUAUAAACUUUGUUAAAUGACAGAGCAACUAAAGUGUUUUCAUGCUGUGUUUUCAGGUUACAGGAUGUGGAAGAACAUACUGCUCUUUCUUAGCCUUUCAGGGCUCGUGGGACACCAUGCGUCUCCCAUCACCAAACUCUACCACUUUGUGGAUCAGAAGAUGACCUGGACUGAUGCUCAGCGUCACUGUAGGGAGCACUUUGAUGACCUGGCCACUGUAGACAACCCGGAAGAACUCAAGGAGCUACAAGAGUCAAGAAUCUGGUCUGAUUAUGACAUUGGCAGAAUCUGGAUCGGACUUUAUGAUGACGUUACCAGAUGGCAGUGGUCCCACGGCAACCAAAUCUACAGAGUGGGCCAACACUAUGGCAAUUGGCGGGAAGAUCAACCAAACAACGGUGGCGCAGGUCAAAACUGUAUCCGGAUUGAAACUACAGAUUUGCUGAAUGAUGUGCCCUGCAACUGGGAAGAAUAUGCAUUAUGCUUUGACGAUGAAGGCAACUAUGUCUACGUCAAAGAAAAAAUGACUUGGUCCAAGGCGAGGGAUCACUGCAAGUCUAACUAUAUGGAUUUGGCCAGUUUGAGAAACGCUACUGAGAACGGCAAAAUUGUUGCAAUGGUUAACAGUGGUGCAUGGAUUGGGCUCCACAGAUAUCCAUAUUCCCACUGGUCUGAUGGUAGCAGAGCCACUUACACGAAUUGGAUAACUGGCGAGCCAAACAACAUUCAAAACAAGGAACAUUGUGUCUAUAUGAGCGUUACCUCUGGGUAUUUUUUUGAUUUUGAAUGUGGCAGCUUGUAUGGGUUCGCCUGCCAGGAACAGCAGAAACAACGCUCAACUUUCAAGUUGAAGAUCAGCUCUGAAGCCGACAUGACGGAUCCAGAGGUUCAACACCAGUUUGUGGAACAGCUCUCCGCCAAACUGGCCAAGGAAGGCGUGACCGGCGUUAAGCUCCGUUGGGUUCUGAAGGACGGACAGGACCAGCAGAGUCAGAAAUGAGGAGCUCUUAGCUGUGAUUGUGUCUGCAAUAAUCUCUGUGUUCUUGAGUAUGUGUUCUUAUGUAGUUACAGAAAGGUAUUGUUGCAUUUUUCGAUCCUUAACAUAGUGCAGGCUGCAAGGUAAAGGUAAAACAGAAAUACAGAGUGCACAGUGAUAACAAGGUAGGUUGAAAGGACAGCCAUUCAAAUCACUAAUCUAAAUAAAUGAAUAACAUUUUCCUAAGAGUGAAUAAUUUAGGAAAAUGAAUAACAUUUUCCUAUCUCCAAAAGACACAAUUACAUCAUCAUUGUCUGGUCUCGUAAAGCAGCAGCACUGGAGUAAUUCACAAUUGAAAAUACACAAUACAGUAUAUAAAGCAAGUGAAAAAGAAAUAAAAUAAAACUAAAACUAAUUAAAAAUGUAUAAAAAGAUGAACAUAUAGUUUUAAUUCACAUCCACCUUACAUUUGCUAGUACAACUAAGAGGAAAUACCCAAAUGCAUUUGGAGGCACUAAUAAACAAAUUAAAAAAAAACUCCUACAGGGGAUUAAUAAAGUUGUAUCUAAUCUAAACAAUUACUUGACAAAAGUGACAGCAACCCUCGAAAAUA
Messenger RNA from Gadus macrocephalus (Pacific cod), 2734 nucleotides. RefSeq names its product macrophage mannose receptor 1-like. Lineage: Eukaryota; Metazoa; Chordata; Actinopteri; Gadiformes; Gadidae. Bases 1162 to 2145 code for a protein of 327 amino acids. The record is from RefSeq and is a predicted model, not a curated record. The transcript has 4 exons.